AUGGCAGAGGCAGCGCGCUGCUACAUGUUGACUUUCACUUUGCUUCUCUGUCUAAACAAACUUCCAGCAGCGGCAGCGCGGGACGAUGCCCAUUUUCUCAGCUAUCACAUUGCCAUCACUCCUAACCCCAGAUAUGGACAACUGUGGUGUGAGAUUCAAGGCUGGCUGGAUGGAAAUAUGUUCCUCAAGUAUCACUGUGAGAAUGAGGCGAAACCAGUUGUUCAUCAGGGGAUGAAGGUGGAGAUCCUGAAGGAUUUGGAGACCCAGGAAGCAGCUAUGAAAGAGGUGGCAGAGGAGAUUAAAAAGAAACUUCUUGAGAUGAAACAAAUUACUACAGCAAGUGAUCCUCUCUCUCUGCAGGUAAAGUUAAAGUGUGAGAAGGAAGCCAAUGGAUGCACCCAUGGGUCUUGGGAGUUUGGCUUUGAUGGACAGACAUACCUUCUCUUUGACUCGAAGAAGAUCUGGACAGAGUUUCAUCCUGAGGGCAGAGAAUUAAAGAAGACACUAAGUCAUGACAGUGAUUUGACUAAGUUAUUGGUGAUGGUCUCAAAUGGAGACUGUUGGAUAUGGCUUGAGGAGGUUUUGGCACACUGGGAUGAGUUGCUGGAUACGGCAGUACUGCAAACCGUGACCACAACUGGAGUUGGUUCCAAGUCCGCAGCCAUCACACCCAUGUCCUGGAUCCUCAUGGUGCUCCUUACCUGCACAAUAAUGAUGCUUUUCUAG
Sorex araneus (European shrew) is the source of this 726-nucleotide messenger RNA. RefSeq names its product UL16-binding protein 1-like. Gene Ontology annotation, biological process: positive regulation of T cell mediated cytotoxicity; antigen processing and presentation of endogenous peptide antigen via MHC class I via ER pathway, TAP-independent; immune response. The transcript is spliced from 4 exons. Bases 1 to 726 code for a protein of 241 amino acids. Gene Ontology annotation, cellular component: external side of plasma membrane. The record is from RefSeq and is a predicted model, not a curated record. NCBI's taxonomy places the organism in Eukaryota, Metazoa, Chordata, Mammalia, Eulipotyphla, Soricidae.